Molecule: messenger RNA, 1899 nt
Organism: Electrophorus electricus (electric eel)
Lineage: Eukaryota; Metazoa; Chordata; Actinopteri; Gymnotiformes; Gymnotidae
Gene: brms1lb
Product: BRMS1 like transcriptional repressor b
Source: RefSeq, a predicted model, not a curated record
UUGAAGCGUAAAGACGGAGGUUUUGUUAGCCGGUUGUUUAAAUUUUAUGUCGUAGUUUUUUGUUGCUUACCGUGUGCCUCUGUAUUAGUUUUACGCUAUUAUUAUGCCGGUUCAUUCGCGUGACAGAAAAGAGUCGCAGGAAGAUAUGGACGUGGACUAUCCAGAUCAAGAAGCCGCCAGCAGUUCUGAUGAGGAAGACACCGUAAGCUCGUCGGCAUCUGAAGAUGGAGACAGCUCAGAAAUGGAUGAUGAAGAUUGCGAAAGGAGGCGAAUGGAAUGUCUGGAUGAGAUGACCAGUCUUGAGAAGCAGUUCACUGACCUCAAAGACCAGUUGUACAAGGAGAGACUUCACCAGGUGGACCUUAAGUUACAAGAGGUAAAAGCUGGCAGUGCUGCUGAAUACUUGGAGCCUCUUGCCAACCUCCAGGAGAAUAUGCAGAUCCGCACAAAAGUGGCUGGUAUCUACCGUGAGCUUUGUUUGGAGUCUGUGCGGAAUAAGUAUGACUGUGAGAUGCAAGCAGCAAGCCAGCACUGGGAGAGUGAGAAGCUCCUUCUGUUUGAUACAGUCCAGAGUGAACUAGAGGAGAAGAUCAGGCGUCUGGAGGAGGACAGACAAAGUAUAGACAUUACUUCAGAACUGUGGAAUGAUGGAUUGCAGGCAAGAAUGAACAAAAAGAAACAUCCAUUCUGUCCUGGAAAGAAAAAGAAACCUGUUGUUGUGUCAGGACCAUAUAUUGUUUACAUGUUGCAAGACCUAGACAUACUUGAAGACUGGACAGCUAUAAGAAAGGCUAUGGCUUCGAUGGGACCACACAGAGUAAAAGUUGAUGUCGCAUCAAAAGCUGAAGGGCACCAUCAUCAUCAUCAUCAUCAUCAUCAUCAUCACCAACAUGUUGCUCGCUCUGAGGAUGGACGUUUAUUCUAUGACAACAAGUGGUACAGCCGAGGGCAGGCCAUAUGCAUUACCCGCAAGGAGGAGUACCCCAUUAGUGCUAUUAUAACUGCCAUUAACCAUGAUGAGGUCUGGUUCAAGCGUUUGGAUGGCAGCAAAUCAAAGCUCUACAUUUCACAACUCCAGAAAGGCAAAUACAUCAUCAACCACUCCUAAAUUCCUAAACAUUCUUACUUCCCCCACUUUGGUCUUGGUGCUGUCCUACAUAUGGUGCACCUCAGUAACAUCUCUUGAACUUUCAUGUUUGGUUUACUAUAGGCCCUUGUUUGCUUGAUCCAGCUGUUGAAUUGCAGUGUGUGUUAAAUCGUAUGUGUGUGUGUGCCAAUCAUUUUCAUCCUCAAUCUAAGAGGAAUGUAGUGCUGCUAAAAAGAAACACAGGCUGGUUACCAAGGAAACUGUGUGCAUGCAUGCAUGUGUAUGUUUGCAUGCAUGCUGUAAAUAGGACUACAAGCUGUUGUUUCCAGAAACCCUUGUUAAAGAAUAAUAGGGAAGAAAGCUGCCUAAAGGCCACCUUAGCUGUGUGCAUUGUUGCCAUGCCUGUUUAGACCUCUGAAAUGUUCAAGUAUAUUUUUGUCAGAGAACUGUGUAUGCCUCAGUAUUGUGCCACUAUUACUAUGUCCAAGACAUCUGCACAUAAUUCAAUCUAAAGGGCAAACUAAUUCAAGUAUGUUAGUUUUAGAAUGUUCAAUUUCACAUCAAAGUCUCUGUCCAUAAGGAAUUAAAUAUAUAAUGUGUAGUUUUCAAAUAUACAUUAUUUAAUGUAUUAAGUGUUUGGGAGCCUUAUACAAAAGUAUUAACAGAACGUUGAGUCUGGAUGUACCUCAUUUUUUUUAUUUUAUUUUAUGUCCGUGUACAAAUUGAUACCACCAUGCUCAUAAUUUUGUUAAAUGGUGCUGUAAACCAGUUCGGGGGUGGAAAUGUAGCAUUAAAAAAGUGAUUCAAAUUCA